Heterobilharzia americana is the source of this 1836-nucleotide messenger RNA. The record is from the annotation of a GenBank genome assembly. Lineage: Eukaryota; Metazoa; Platyhelminthes; Trematoda; Strigeidida; Schistosomatidae.
AUGAGUUUUAUUUUGUGUUUCGGGGCACAGAUAGCAACCAUAAAAGGCUUUGAAUUCACUCUCAACCCUACUACUACUACUACUACUACUACUACUACUACUACUUCCACUACUACUACUACUACUACUACUACUACUACUACUACUACUACUACUACUACUACUACUACUACUACUACUACUACUACUACUACUUCCACUACUACUACUACUACUACUACUACUACUACUACUACUACUACUACUACUACUACUACUACUACUACUACUACUACUACUACUACUACUACUACUACUUCCACUACUACUACUACUACUACUACUACUACUACUACUACUACUACUACUACUACUUCCACUACUACUACUACUACUACUACUACUACUACUACUACUACUACUACUACUACUACUACUACUACUACUACUACUACUACUACUACUACUACUACUACUACUACUUCCACUACUACUACUACUACUACUUCCACUACUACUACUACUACUACUACUACUACUACUACUACUACUACUACUACUUCCACUACUACUACUACUACUACUACUACUACUACUACUACUACUACUACUACUACUACUUCCACUACUACUACUACUACUACUACUACUACUACUACUACUACUACUACUACUUCCACUACUACUACUACUACUACUUCCACUACUACUACUACUACUACUACUACUACUACUACUACUACUACUACUACUACUACUACUACUUCCACUACUACUACUACUACUACUACUACUACUACUACUACUACUACUACUACUACUACUACUACUUCCACUACUACUACUACUACUACUACUACUACUACUACUACUACUACUACUACUACUACUACUACUACUACUUCCACUACUACUACUACUACUACUACUACUACUACUACUACUACUACUACUACUUCCACUACUACUACUACUACUACUACUACUACUACUACUACUACUACUACUACUACUACUACUACUACUACUACUACUACUUCCACUACUACUACUACUACUACUUCCACUACUACUACUACUACUACUACUACUACUACUACUACUACUACUACUUCCACUACUACUACUACUACUACUACUACUACUUCCACUACUACUACUACUACUACUACUUCCACUACUACUACUACUACUACUACUACUACUACUACUACUACUACUACUACUACUACUUCCACUACUACUACUACUACUACUUCCACUACUACUACUACUACUACUACUACUACUACUACUACUACUACUACUUCCACUACUACUACUACUACUACUACUACUACUACUACUACUACUACUACUACUUCCACUACUACUACUACUACUACUACUACUACUACUACUUCCACUACUACUACUACUACUACUACUACUACUACUACUACUACUACUACUUCCACUACUACUACUACUACUACUACUACUACUACUACUACUACUACUACUACUUCCACUACUACUACUACUACUACUACUACUACUACUACUACUACUACUACUUCCACUACUACUACUACUACUACUUCCACUACUACUACUACUACUACUACUACUACUACUACUACUACUACUACUACUACUACUACUUCCACUACUACUACUACUACUACUACUACUACUACUACUACUACUACUACUACUUCCACUACUACUACUACUACUACUACUACUACUACUACUACUACUACUACUACUACUACUACUACUACUACUGCAGAGACAGUGGAGGUUAUAGAAGUUAAGGGUGGUGAGUAUGACUGUGGUGGUCUGAAUGAUAAUGGCAGCAAAGAUAAGGUUUGA